Molecule: messenger RNA, 2525 nt
Organism: Scaptodrosophila lebanonensis
Lineage: Eukaryota; Metazoa; Arthropoda; Insecta; Diptera; Drosophilidae
Gene: ced-6
Product: PTB domain-containing adapter protein ced-6
Exons: 7
Coding region: 520-2010 (496 amino acids)
Source: RefSeq, a predicted model, not a curated record
CAAUUUUAAAUUUAUUUCGUGUUUGGUUCGUAGUCGCUAUAGUCGUCUCUGCUGUUGUUGUUGCCGCCGCUCUUAUCGCGUUUGAUGUACAUUUGCGCAGUGUAUAUUAAAAUAUAUGUAUUGCAAAAAAAAAAGAAAAAUCCGGAUCCAUAUUCGUGUAUAGUGCAGGAAAGAGAAGACGAAAAGAGCGCGCUCAGAAAAUAAUAAAAACCAAAACGGUUGUUUUUAUUCGUACCAAAGUGAUACAAAUAUAAAGUAUAUGUAUGUCAACAGCUUCCACUUCCAUCGCCCACAUAUUAUAGUAGUUGUUGCCAUUAUUUUUCGCUCGUCCGUCUGCUCCGUGAGUUUGCGUCGCGUGUAAGUUUGUAACCGUAAAUGUAAAAUUGUGCAGCAGCUGCUUCAAUUGCACUAAUUUCUUCAAUCAGCACACAAGGCAAGGCGCUCUAAAAAUUCAAUCUAAACAAAAAAGCGAGCGAAACUAGCGAACUUAUUUUAACGAGUGAAAACCGGCUGAUCAGAAUGCCUUAUCAACCAGCAACCAACAGCGGCGCGGGUAAUGGCAAGACGGCCAAAAUGUCGCAGCUGAAGUUCUGGAACAAGCAAAACAACAACAAGCAGGAGAAGGACAACACAGAUAGCGCAAACAGCAACAACAAUGGUGACGCGAAAUCCGAGGCAAAGAACGGCAAACGCAAUUGGCUGCACACGCCCGAGCAGCUCAUCAACGGACAUGCGGUCUAUCUAGUCAAGUUCUUUGGCAACCUGAGCGUGGAUCAGCCCAAAGGCAUUGAGGUGGUCAAAGAUGCUAUACGGAAACUGCAGUUCGCACAGCAAAUGAAGAAAGCGGAAACGGGUACACAGGAAAAAUUCAAGAAGCUGGAGAUUACGAUAAGCAUUAAGGGUGUGGCAAUACAGGAGCCGCGCACGCAUAAGAUACUGCAUCAGUUUCCAUUGUACAAUAUCUCGUAUUGUGCGGAUGAGAAAGGCGUCAAGAAGUUCUUUAGUUUCAUUGCCAAGACCGUGAAGACACCAGAGUCCAGCGCUGAGACAAAUGGUUACAAUGGCACUGGAAUGAAUGGCAGCGCCAAGGCUGAGGAAACGCACGAGUGCUUUGUAUUCAUAUCAAAUAAACUGGCGUCUGACAUAACGCUGACCAUUGGGCAGGCUUUCGAUUUGGCCUACAGGAAAUACAUGGACAGCAAUGAAAAGACGAAUCUGAACAAAGCGCAGCAGCAAAUCGAUCAUUUGCAGCAAACGAUUGCCAUUUAUAAGGAACGCCUGCAGGAGCUGUCCGCCAAAUUGCCAAAGGCCGAACUGGAUGCCAUGCUGUUCAAGUUGGGCAUUAAGGAUAUUGUGGAGGCGCCAAGCGCUGAACUGUAUGGCGGUGAAGCUCUACACAAUGGCAAGCUAGAUGAGGACAAACUGUUGAUUGACACCAACUCGACGACGGUAUCGACACACUCAUCGUCACCCAACUCGUUCUUGCCUAUUGUGCCGCCGCGCAACAAUCUUUCAAGCCAAAUCAGCACCAGCAGCAGCAAGAGCAAUAGCCAGAAAAUGGACGAAUUGCUGCUCAACUCAGAUUCGGAUAGCGAUUUCGAUCCACGCGCCGACGAGAUAAACGACAAUUUGAGCAAUGGCCGUAAUGCGAUCAGCAACGAUCUAUUUGGCUUUGAGCCUUCAAAGAGCUUUGGACAGCAGCUUUUCUUCAACAACAACGAUCACAAGCUGCAGAACAACAACAGCAGCAGCAUGAUAAACAACAACAACAGCAUCAACAGCAGUGGUUUCUCCAGCGAGCUAAACAUAACACCACCAUUAUUGGCUCCACCGCCCAAAAUUGCAGCACCGCGUCGCAUUACACCGUUGGGCAACAACAACAAUGGCCUCAACGGCAACACUGAUCUAUUCGGCUCGGAUCCAUUCGAGAUGAAUGGACCCAGCGUGUUUAAGAGCAAAUUGAACAUCGAUGACUUCUCGCUGGAGAGCCUGGAUCCAUUGCGCAAGUGAAAUCGGUGGUGCUAACAAAGCCAUUAAAACAAUUUUAUAUGCAUAACAACUAUAAAGCGCAAAUUUAUGUUACUAUAUACAUAUAAAUAUUUUGCAUGCAUAUGCAAGUCGUAGAUUUUGUCCCAAUCUCUCUUGUCUCCGAUUCGCGCACAUUCCAACGCUUUAGUGCAAUGCUAUUCAAAAUUCGCCAACAGAAUUGUUUGAGCAAUUCAUAAUUAUUCAAUUCGUAUUAUUGUUUAUAUAUUGUAUUUAUGAUUUUUGUCGAUUUUUUAUUGCAUAAUCUUAUUAUUGAGAAGUAAACAACACAAUGCACUUUGUUUAAACGUUUCAAUUGUUGCAAUAGUUAAUUGUUAGUUUAAAUCAAUGUCGCGAAAAACAGUUUAAAGAGAAAUGCAUACGUCAAUUACGUGAUAAUGUGAAAACGCUAAAAACUAAAUGUGAGAAUUUUGUAUAAAAUGUGUAACUAUAAACGAAUAUUAUGUAUUUAUAAAAAUAUGUUGAAAAACAAAAACAAA